Messenger RNA from Alligator sinensis (Chinese alligator), 3775 nucleotides. RefSeq names its product RELT, TNF receptor (gene RELT). Lineage: Eukaryota; Metazoa; Chordata; Crocodylia; Alligatoridae. The transcript is spliced from 12 exons. Bases 55 to 1416 code for a protein of 453 amino acids. Gene Ontology annotation, biological process: apoptotic process. The record is from RefSeq and is a predicted model, not a curated record. Gene Ontology annotation, molecular function: protein binding.
GCCGGCGAGGGUUGCAGGUUUGUCUCCAGCUUUUUGCAAGCAUCCACCUGCAGGAUGAAGAGGAGCCUGGUUUCCUGGAUGCUCAUUGCCCUGCUGAGUGGGCACCUGGCAUGGGUGCUGGCAUGUGGGGAACAGGAGUACCAGACCGCAGAGGGCAACUGCGCUCCCUGCAAGGCCUGCCCCCCGGGAGAGGAGCCAGACAGGAUGUGCGGCUCUGGGCAAGGCCUGGGGGUGACCUGUCAAGCCUGUUCUCCGAGCACCUUCUCAGCCAGCCAUGGAGUGGCACCUUGCUUGCCUCAUACCCUCUGCGAAGCCAGGAAGAGGGUCUCUGCCAGUCCUGGGACAGCUACAGCUGACAGUCGAUGUGGAGACUGCGUGCCAGGGUUUUACAGCCCUGAAGGGGAGAUGGACCCCACCGCUGAAUGCCUGCCGUGCGCCUCUGCUCCCGAAGGCAUACCGGGGUGCCCAGGCUCCAAGGUGGGGCUGACCCGGCUGGUGAGGCACGUUGACCCGCUGCAGAGACCAGACAAGAAGGCGUCCAACGGCACGCAGGGCGGGAAGCCGGAGGAGAGCGCCACGCAGUAUGCCGUGCUGGCCAUCGUGCCGGUCUUCUGCGUCAUGGGGCUGCUGGGCAUCCUGGUCUGCAACCUGCUGAAGAAGAAGGGCUACCACUGCACGGCGCACAAGGAGACGGACGAGGAGGCGACGAAGCCUGAGAGGAGCGCUAGCAGCUCUACCUACAGGCUAGACGAUGCCAAUGAAGACACCAUCGGGGUCCUGGUGCGGCUGAUCACGGAGAAGAAAGAGAACGCCGCUGCCCUGGAGGAGCUGCUGAAGGACUAUCACAGCAAGCAGGUGGUGCAGACGACCCACAAGUCCACUAACAAGCUGCACCUCCUGCCACAGCUACCCCCCAUCUGCCGGCACCAGCACCACCUGCACACGGUGCAGGGCCUGGCCCUGCGCUCGGGCCCUAGCUGCACCCGCUGCAGCCAGAAGAAGUGGCCGGAGGUGCUGCUUUCGCCUGAAGCUGCAGCCACUGCUGCUGCCAUCGCUCCCAUCCCCACGAUGACCAGUACCGUCCCUGCCAAGCCCUCCAAGCCAGGUGGCAAGGCUAGCAGGUCUGGGGAGAUCACCAUCCUCUCCGUAGGCAGGUUCCGGGUGGCUCGCAUCCCGGAGCAGAAGCCCAGCCUCCCGGAGGUGAGGACCGUCUCCGAGAGCGGCGGAAACGAGCUGCGCCCCGGAUGCAGCCCCGUCUCCGGUGCAUCGGAUGCGCCCCGCUGCAGCCUCCCUGCCGAACAGAAGCCGCUGGUGAGCAAUGGAGCAGCCCGGUCCACGUGGCUGAAAACGGCUGACAGCCAGCAAGAGAACAACCCGUACGUCAUUAGACUGCGCGAGAGUAACCUUGUUAUCUGAAGGUAAUCAUCUGAGUCCCCCGUGCGCCAGGAGACCUGAACGGCAGCUCACCCGGAGGCUUCUGGUUGGACCGUCCACCCAAGAAACGCACACGCUGGACGAUGCUGAAGGCACCCCUUUCCCCCUCGGGAGAUCUCCGCACGCACCCCCGGAGGAUUGGGGGCCACGUGGCACCAGCACAUGCCAGCGGGAACAGACUAGGGAGGUGCCUGGCAUGGCCAAAAGCAUUUUUCUUUUAAAGAAGGACUCGUCAGGGAGGGCGGGAGGCAGCUUGGCGCCGGGCUGGGGGACCUGCUCCAAGGUCUUCGGUGCACAGGGCAAGGACUUGGGUGUAUGCUCCAGCUGUGUGCUUACAAGGGGGGGUUGAGGAGGGUUGGGAGAGAGAGGGGAGGCUUCUUCCUGAUCCCGGAGCAUGUUCCUAAUUCCCACGGGACCCAGCACAAGGGAGCACGUCACACUCCAACAUAGGGGGCAGGGACAGCUUCGGGGGCCGGGGCAUUGACUUGAUCUGUCUGCAGUAUUUCUUCCCUAGCUCCCUUUUAUGAACAAAAGCAAACCCUGGGCACAUUUCCCGUGCUGGAGAAGACCCAGCCUGGGGAACCGCCAGCCCUCCGGCCACAGCAGCGUCUGAGCGGUGAUAGCAUUAGUCCAGGCACAGCUCUUCUGCAGCAUUGCCAGCUCUCAUGAUAUCAUGGUGAGCCUGGGAAGAAGGAGGGCAUGGUUUUUUUCCUCUUCAAGGCCCAGCUCCUGGAGUCAUGGGAUGAGAGGAGAAUCUCUGCCUUCAUUUAAAAAUACAUUUCCCAAAGUUUCUAGCCUUCGUGGCUGGAACGGUUGCCCUGGGGAAGCUGGAAGGCUUGGAGCCAGGAAGGAAAUGUAACAAAGCAGUGUCUGUAUUUAAUGUCCUGGUCUUGUGGUGGGUGAGAAAGCGGCAGACCCAUGAUUUUUUGAGCAAGGGGAGGGGUUGGCCACACAGCUUGAGUGAGUCUAAUGUGGCUCUCGGGCGGGCAGGUGCUGGUGGGACUUGAUAGUAGCACAGGGAAGCCGGGGGGUCCUGGCCCCUGGGCGAACAUCACUUCUGCAGUGCGUUCUGGCCCCCGGGGGAGCAGCAAAUAUUGCUCCAUGUGCUGAAUAGGACCUUGCCUGGCCAGUGAGCCAGAAUGCACUCGGCCGGGCUUUUAAUUGUGCCUGUGGGCACGAUGGGUUUUCGAGCAAGGAGCUGUAAGUGCUGGGUCCCGGGAUGGGGGGGAUUCUCCCGGCAGGCUUGGAGAGGGGCUUUGAGCUCUCCCCUGCUGCACUGGCACGGGGGCCCAGUCCCCCGGCUGUAGGGCAGGGCUCUCCCGGCCCCCACUUCAGUGUCCAGGGGCUGCUCCGGCUUCUGCCAGGACAGCUUUUGCAGAGCUGAUGUGGGAUCCAGCUCAGGCCCCAGCGCUGGCUGCUACUGAGGAGGAUGCCUAGCACCCCAGCCAGGCUCCCGUCCCCGUGCUCACGAGCGCAUGUCCCGGGGAGGGCCUUGGUGUACGGCCGCAGUAUUGCUUUUAACCGCCGCAGCUUGUUCAGUCCAGGGCGGCUUGUGGGGGCACGGCCCUGCAAUCAAGGGGGCAGUUGCUGCUAGUACAAAUGGCUGCCCCUGACCCCGAGACUUGGAGCCUAGUGCAGGGGUCUGCAGCGGGCGCUGCUGCCCCGGGGAAGACUGAUGCAUGGGGGCCUUUCUCCAGAGGGCCCAGCCUCGGAAAGCGGCGUCGAGCCGCCUCUUACAGUCCUGGCCCCGGGAACGCUGCACGGCUGAGCGUGCCACGGUGUUUCAUUCGCGAGCCCAGCUCUGUAGUGCCCGACCCUCGUCGGUGGGUCAGAAGUGUUAGGUUUGAGGGCUUCAGCACCCCCCACCUCCCCAACUUUGUACCAGUGAAUCGGGUAACGCGGGACCACGGAUCACCUCCUCCUGGCUGGGGGAGGCUCAGAUGUCACCGUGCAGAUGCCACAUGCCAGGCAUAGCAGGGACCUGGAGCGGGUGUCUCUGUCCCAGCCCAAGCUCAUGUCCUCCCAUCUUCUCUCCCCAGCCCCACGGGAGGGUUUACCCCAUUGUUUACAGUAGGGCUUAGCGCUAGCACGCAGCGUCGGGCCCUCUAGUCCUGUCUGUUUUUACAUCCUUAUUUAUGCGGGCGGCGUGGGGAUCUGCUUUUUAACCCGGCUGGCGUCGGCCAAGCUGCAGCCAACAGGGUCCCCACCUUUGCCUUCUUUAUUUACUGAUAUGUGUAUUUGGGGUUGUUUUGGGGUUUUUUUAGCCAUCUGGUUUUUUAAGCCUCCUAGUUUUAUGUCUGGACGUCAGGACGUUAAAUAAAACACAUGAGUUUCAAGCGGA